Molecule: messenger RNA, 2643 nt
Organism: Juglans microcarpa x Juglans regia
Lineage: Eukaryota; Viridiplantae; Streptophyta; Magnoliopsida; Fagales; Juglandaceae
Product: primary amine oxidase-like
Exons: 4
Coding region: 216-2411 (731 amino acids)
Biological process (GO): amine metabolic process
Molecular function (GO): primary methylamine oxidase activity; quinone binding; copper ion binding
Source: RefSeq, a predicted model, not a curated record
AAAAAAAAAAAGAUACCUCCGUUCACUCCACAGUUGGAUGGUGUCUCCCCCUUUCAGGAAUGUAUAUCCGUAUCAAAUCAGCUUCAAGCUGGUCGUUCACAACUCCAAUCAUUCACUGCCUCACAUAGUCACUGAGAGCCUUCUCUACGCAGCCGUCAAGCUCCUUCCUCCUUCCACGGAGAGAGAGAGAGAAGGGGGAGAGAAAUUGAUAGGCCAUGGAAGCCAGAAACGUCCUCCGCUUCUCGUUUCUUUUUCUGAGUGUCUCCCUUGUCCUACUUUUCACCUUUGUUCACCUCCCCUACGCUCCGCCACGCAUGACUGACCUCCUUGAUUGUGCCACCAACUCACCGUGGUGCACCUCGAAGAACCGCAUCCAAACCAAACAAACAAACGUCCUCAAAGAGCCUCCGAACCCCAAGCGCCGUCACAACCAUGCGUCAGACACACCCCACCACCCUCUAGACCCCCUGACCAUCCAAGAACUCAAGAAGGUCCGCUCCAUCCUCUCCUCCCACGAGCUCUUCGAGUCUUCCAGCUACUCUCUCCACUCGGUCGACCUCGAGGAGCCCGAGAAACCGCUCGUCCUGAAAUGGAAAAAGGGCGACCCCUUGUUACCCAGAAAGGCCUCUGUUGUGGCACGUGUCCGCGGCAAGUCACACGUGUUGACCGUCGACCUCGGUACCGGCCAUGUGGCCGUGCGAGAAUCCGGCUUGCACUCCGGCUACCCCAUGAUGACGAUGGAGGACAUGACCCUGUCUACGUUUGCCCCGCUCGCCAACGCGGACUUCAACCGCACGAUUGUCCAGCGAGGAAUUGAUCUUGCGGACCUCGCGUGCCUGCCGAUUUCGACGGGGUGGUACGGGACGCCUGAGGAGAACAGGAGGUUGAUUAAGGUACAGUGCUAUUCCAUGGAGGGCACUGUGAACUUCUACAUGAGACCAAUCGAAGGGUUGACCGUGCUCCUUGACCUGGACACCAAACAAGUGGUGGAGAUAUCGGAUAAGGGCAGGGAGAUACCAAUUCCAAAGGCCGCUAACACAGACUAUCGUUAUUCAGUUCAGGAGCUCCAUCAGGCAAUGAACCCACUGAACCCGAUAUCCAUUGAGCAACCGAAGGGUCCGAGUUUUACCAUCGAAGACGAGCACCUAGUCAAAUGGGCAAACUGGGAAUUUCACCUGAAACCCGACGCGAGAGCCGGCGUGAUAGUUUCUCGGGCCAAGGUCCUGGACCCAGAUACCGGGGAGCUAAGGGACGUGAUGUACAAAGGCUUUACUUCUGAAUUGUUUGUUCCUUACAUGGACCCCACCGAUGCAUGGUAUUUCAAGACUUAUAUGGAUGCAGGUGAAUACGGUUUCGGGUUGCAAGCCAUGCCGCUCGACCCGCUUAACGAUUGUCCACGGAACGCGUAUUACAUGGACGGUGUGUUUGCGGCAGGUGAUGGGACACCGUACGUUCGAUCGAACAUGAUCUGCGUGUUCGAGAGCUAUGCCGGCGACAUCGGUUGGCGCCACUCGGAGAGUCCGAUCACGGGUAUGGAGAUUAGAGAAGUGAGGCCAAAGGUGACGUUGGUGGUUAGAAUGGCAGCAUCGGUCGCAAACUAUGAUUACAUUGUUGAUUGGGAGUUCCAAACAGAUGGGCUAAUCAGAGUUAAGGUUGGACUUAGUGGUAUUUUGAUGGUGAAAGGUACCUCCUACAACCACAUUAACCAAAUUCCCAACCAAGAAAAUCUCUAUGGCACUCUUUUGUCAGAAAAUGUAAUUGGGGUUAUCCAUGACCACUACGUCACAUUCUAUCUCGAUAUGGAUAUCGAUGGCUCAGACAAUUCCUUUGUUAAUGUAAAUAUUAAGAGGCAGCAGACAUCGCCGGGUGAAUCACCGAGGAAAAGCUACUUGAAAGCCGUAAGAAACGUGGCUAAGACUGAGAAGGAUGCGCAAAUUAAGCUUAAACUCUAUGACCCAUCUGAGUUCCAUGUGAUUAACCCUUCAAAGAAGACACGGGUUGGGAACCCGGUUGGAUAUAAGGUUGUUCCUGGUGGCACAGCUGCUAGUUUGCUUGAUCUUGAAGACCCUGCACAAAAACGGGGUGCUUUUACAAACAACCAAAUAUGGGUCACUCCCUACAAUCAAAGUGAGCAAUGGGCAGGUGGAUUGUUUGUUUACCAGAGCCAUGGCGAAGACACUCUGGCAACAUGGUCUGACAGGGAUCGGCCAAUUGAGAAUAAGGACAUUGUUCUAUGGUACACACUAGGCUUCCAUCACAUUCCAUGUCAGGAGGAUUUCCCUAUUAUGCCAACUGUGUCAUCAAGCUUUGAUCUAAAGCCGGUAAAUUUCUUUGAGAGCAACCCUAUUCUUCGCUUCCCACCUAAUGUCGAGAAGGAUCUCCCUGUUUGCAAGCCUGCUGCUUCUGUCUGAACUUUUGAGGAAGUAAUGUUGAGAAGGAUCUCCCUGUUUGCAAGUCUGCUGCUUCAGUUUCAACUUUGAGGAAGUAGUUCUUGGUCUAUGUUAUUAAUUAUGUAAAUGUUAAGUAGCAUAGCAGUACAACUUGGUGUAUCCAUAUGCUACUUAUUUUCAGAAUUCAAUAAAUACGAAGUAGCAUAUCCAUAUGUAUAUAUUUUCCUAAUUUUAUAAAUAAAUGAUUGCUAUC